GGCGCGUGAUGCUAUGCGUGAAAAACAUUUUUUGAAUUCUACUAGUACAUGGAGUAUUCGGCUGAUGAUAUUGCAGGCUGCAGCAGCAAGGAGCUUGCAGUUUUAUAUACUACAUUAUGGACCUAUGAUUAUGUGUGUUCAAUUCAUGAAGAGUGGACAUAUUUACUUCAAUCGCACUGGGGCAGGAUGAAAGGCAUGUAUAUCGUUACACGAUACCUCCCCUUUAUCCUUCUCGCCACGGAUCUGUAUCGUGCGUUCCGCUCCAGCACACAUCGCGCUGAUUAUCAAUUAACACUCGUUUUUCAUAUUAGCUCAGGUACGUGCAUGCUAGUCAUUUGCUCCGAGUGGUUUUUCAUCCUUAGAACAUAUGUGCACUGGGACAACAAUGGAUUCUUGCUCGCAGCCAUGCUGUCCACCUUUUUUCAUUUCUUUUCCUUUUUACACACGUUGAUAGUGUUCUCCCCGGGACUCAUGAUCCUCACGUUCAUACGUGCCAUACAGAACUGGCGGACAAACCUAAACCAUCUCUACACUAUCCUGGUGAACCAUAAUCUAUCCUACUAUGCAUGCGGUCUUUUGUUUUCGGCAGCGAACAUAUUCACGUCGCUGCUCUUUCAUGAUGCCUACCAGACCAUUUUGGAUGGGUAUUUCAUGAUCCUUGCAAUCCUCGCCACGCGCAUGUACCUCUAUCUCUGGCAGGUGAACCGACAAACACACGGCUCUGGAGACUUUACGCAUGUUCCAAUGUCCGAUCUGUCGUUUGCAACUUCCACGGCGUAAUAUCUUAUCCUAUUUGUUCGUGGAGCGAGGCUUGAUCUAGUUCGUUACGUGUUUACUUUAUAGGAUGUCUGCCUUGGCGUGGGAGGAGUAUUUGGCCUAUUUAACACCCGUAGUUUCCACUGUGAGAGGCAGCGGGUUCAGGAUCCACGAUUUGAGUAUGUUAGAGCCAAACGCACAGCCUGACGGCAACAAACAUCAUUGUACAGGCUUACCCUAGUAGAGGUCAAAAUUGGAUUGGCAUC
Suillus plorans is the source of this 1022-nucleotide messenger RNA. RefSeq lists its product as uncharacterized. The transcript is spliced from 14 exons. NCBI's taxonomy places the organism in Eukaryota, Fungi, Basidiomycota, Agaricomycetes, Boletales, Suillaceae. Bases 49 to 780 code for a protein of 243 amino acids. The record is from RefSeq and is a predicted model, not a curated record.